Molecule: messenger RNA, 2410 nt
Organism: Neltuma alba
Lineage: Eukaryota; Viridiplantae; Streptophyta; Magnoliopsida; Fabales; Fabaceae
Product: G-type lectin S-receptor-like serine/threonine-protein kinase LECRK3
Exons: 1
Coding region: 1-2361 (786 amino acids)
Biological process (GO): protein phosphorylation
Molecular function (GO): protein serine/threonine kinase activity; ATP binding
Source: RefSeq, a predicted model, not a curated record
AUGGCUACCAUUGCAUCAAGCAUCUACCUUCUGUUUUUGGUAUAUUUUCUAUGUGAAACAGUGGUAUUCGCAGAACCCAUACCCCUUGGCUCGUUCCUUUCCCCUCCCAAUUCAUGGUCUUCACACUCUGGUCAAUUUAAAUUUGGGUUUUACAAUCAAAGCAGCGGCUUCAAAGUUGGAAUCUGGUUACUUGAUGGGACUAAUAAAACAAUAGUCUGGACUGCAAAUCGCGAUGACCCUCCUGUUUUCCCAAAUGCAAAGCUUGUUCUAACCAAGAGAGGUGAGCUUUCUCUACAGGCAGGUCAAGGGCAACAGAAGGUUAUUGCUCACAGUAACAAUGGAACUGUUUCCUCUGCUUCCAUGCUUGAUUCUGGAAACUUUGUUCUACGAAACAAAAGUUCACACAUCCUUUGGCAGAGUUUCGAUUACCCAACUGAUACCCUCUUAGGGGGUCAAACUCUACCUUGUGGGAGUCAAUUGGUAUCGAGUUCAUCAGACACCAACCAAUCUUCUGGAAGGUUUCAACUCUGGAUGCAGGCUGAUGGAAACCUUGUUCUGUACCCACGAUAUUCUGGUCGUACAGCUUCUGAUGCUUACUGGGCAUCUGGUACUUACCAUGGCAGAAGUUUCAAAUAUAAUCUUUUCCUCAACAACACAGGUCCUCAGCCUCUAUGCAUUGUAAAUGCUAGUAGUUCCAACUCAGCGAUAGUCUGGUGCGAGGAUUAUAGCAGCUUCAAAGGAAACAAUACUAUUUAUCGCGCAACUAUUCAUUCUGAUGGAGUUUUACGACUCUAUGCUCAUUUUGAAGACGCACAUGGGAAACACCAAGUUAUAAAGUUGUGGUCACCACAAGGGUUGGACAAUCAGUGCAACUUGAAGACAUUUUGUGGGUUCAAUAGCUAUUGUACCAUUAAUGACAUAGAGCCAGGUUGCAAUUGUCUUCCCGGAACUGAUUUUAUAGAUCCAAGUCAUAAGAAUCUUGGAUGCAAAAGGAACUUCUUAGAAGCAGAAUGUAAAGGUGGGAAAGAUAAUGCUACUUUUUAUUACAUGUCCCCAAUGAAAAGUAUGAAAACCGAUGAUCUUCCUUAUACAGUGGAAGACAUUCUGGAGGAGGAAUGCCUAUCAUCUUGUUUGCAAGAUUGUUACUGCGGGGCUGCCUUCUAUGAAGAUAAUUGGUGCAAGAAAGAAAAGCUUCCAUUCAGAUAUUUUACAAGAGAACCAGGGUCUUCCCUCACAAUAUACUUCAAGGUGGGCAAUGUAAGCCUCAAAGGAAACAGUACGUCUUCCAUCAAGAAAACCAGUAAGAGAGCAAUUCUUCUUAUCAUUGUUGUCAUCUUAGGUUUUGCUAUUCUUUUAUGCUUAGCUAUUGCAGUCUCUAGCCGAUUUAUAUACAAGAUUGGAAUUUUAAGUUACAAGAGGUUGUUGGAGAUAGGAGAUUUGGACUUGAAUGAAGGGAUUACACUGAGGGUAUUUUCCUACAAUGAGUUGAAAAAAGCAACGAAUGGUUUCAAACAAGAGGUGGGUAAGGGUUCCUUCGGAUCAGUUUAUAGAGGAACUUUGCACAAAGGAAAAAAAUUGAUUGCAGUAAAAAGGCUACAAAAGUUAAUUGAAGAAGGAGAGAGAGAAUUUCAAGCUGAAAUGCAGGUCAUUGGAAAAACCCACCACAAAAACUUAGUUCGCUUGUUGGGAUAUUGUGCUGAGGGGUCCAAAAGGCUUUUAGUUUAUGAGUACAUGAGUAAUGGCUCCCUUGAGAAGCUUAUCUUUGGUCAUAGCACUAUACGUCCAGAUUGGGAUCAGAGAAGAAGAAUAGCACUGGACAUUGCAAGAGGCUUACUAUAUCUGCAUGAACAAUGCAGGGUUCCCAUCAUUCACUGUGACAUAAAGCCUCAAAACAUAUUGAUGGAUGAGUUUUUGACAGCUAAAAUAUCAGACUUCGGGUUAGCCAAACUUCUAAUGCCGGAUCAAACUAGAACCUUCACUCAAGCUAGAGGGACAAGAGGUUAUUUGGCUCCGGAAUGGAGUAAGAACACUCCAAUAACAGUAAAAGCAGAUGUUUAUAGCUAUGGAAUUAUGUUACUGGAGAUUGUAUUUUGCAGAAGAAGCUUAGUGGUCAAUAUGUCGAAUCCGGAGCAAAUUGUUCUGUCCAACUGGGUGUACAAGUGCUUUGCUCGACGAGAGCUAAACAAGCUGGUUGUUGGGGAAGAAGUGGAUAAUAGUUUACUGGAGAAUAUGGUGAAAGUGGGGUUAUGGUGUAUUCAAGAUGAACCUUUUCUUCGGCCAUCCAUGAAGAGUGUGGUGUUGAUGCUUGAGGGAGUUAGGGAAGUGGCUAUUCCUCCUUGUCCAUCUCCUGAUUCUAUUUGACGUCAUCACUUUGCUAGGAAACAAAAGCAAACAGGAUGUUGCAAUUUCA